Sinocyclocheilus rhinocerous is the source of this 1381-nucleotide messenger RNA. Its product is annotated as GATA type zinc finger protein asd-4-like. The record is from RefSeq and is a predicted model, not a curated record. Lineage: Eukaryota; Metazoa; Chordata; Actinopteri; Cypriniformes; Cyprinidae. Bases 141 to 674 code for a protein of 177 amino acids. The transcript is spliced from 2 exons.
UGGUCCAGAGCUUAUCGACAUUUUAACAACUGCCUGGACUACCCUUUACCUUCAUCCGAGCUGGAUGAGCUUAAGACUUUGGGUUUUUGGGGUUUUAUUGACUACCUCACGUACUGACAUCAAUUGGCUAGGAGGAUCGAAUGGAGACGGCCCUGACAUCGGUAUGUGCCGUUAAGUCAAGCAUAAGGGCCUCUGCGACAGUUCUGCUGUUUACUGUGCCUCUCACUAUGGCAAUGAACAUUGUGAGUAUGGGGACUGCAGAUUGUUAUUCAGCCUGUGAAUCCACUCCAGUGUUUGUACCAGCCCAAGAAUCUACUCCAGAGCCUACUCCUGCCAAUGAGUUUGCUCUGGAGUCUGCUUCUGCCCUUGAGUUCACUCCAGAGUCAAGUCCAGGUCAAGAGUCCACUCCAGAAUCCGCACCAGUCCAGGAGCCCUCAGAGUCUGCUCAAGAGCCCGCUCCCAUCCAGGAGUCCUCAGAGUCCACUCCAGAGCCCACUCUAGUCCGGGAACCCUCAGAGUCCACUCAAAAGUUCACUCCAGUCCAGGAGCCUUCAGAGUUCACUGAAGAACACGCUCCAGUCAAUGAGUCUGCUCCAGAGCCUGAUCUGUUCCAUGAGUUCGCUCCAGAGCCUGCUUCAGCCCAUGAGUCUGCUCCAGAGCUCGCCCCAGUCUGAGUUUGAUCCAGAGCCAGUUCCAGUCUGUAAGUUCACUCCAGAACCCACUCAAGUCUACGAGUUCACUCCCGAGCCUGCUCCAGUCUAUGAAUCUGUUCCUGAGCCCACUCAAGUCUACGAGUUAAUUCCAGAGUUUACUCCCAUCUAUGAUUCUGCUCCAGAGCCCACUCAAGUCUGAGUUUUUUUCCAGAGCUCACUCCAGUCUAUGGGUCCACUCCAGAGUCAGUUCUGGUCUAUACAAGUUCAUUCGUCAUGGUCGAUUCCGCUCCAGAAUCCGCUCCAGUCCAGGAGUCCACUCAAGUUUUUGAAUUCACCUCCGAUCUCGUUCCUGUCCAGGAGUCUGCUCCUAAGACACCUCCAGUUGCUCCUGAGGUGGCGGCUUUUGCUGCAGAGCCUCCCGAAGCGGCGGCCGAUUCAGCUCCCCUCUGGGCGAUGGCACCCACUCCUGAAAUCUCAGUCUGCCCCAACACGAUCAGAGAGGUCGUACCGGCACUUCCUGUUUGCUUCAUGACCGCAGAGGUAAUGCAUGAACUGUCUGUCUGCUUCAACACGACUAGAGAGCUUGUAAAUUAACUUUAUGGGAAGACCUUAGUGGCCAACCUGGGAAGCCCUAUGGAGGGCGCCUCUGAACUCCUUACCUGUUCUGUUACGGCCCCUGUGGCCAAUACUAACCUCUCUGUGCCUUGUGUUACAGGCUUGCCUGGUCU